Messenger RNA from Leptinotarsa decemlineata (Colorado potato beetle), 2304 nucleotides. RefSeq names its product soluble guanylate cyclase 89Da. Gene Ontology annotation, cellular component: guanylate cyclase complex, soluble. Gene Ontology annotation, molecular function: guanylate cyclase activity; heme binding. Gene Ontology annotation, biological process: response to oxygen levels; cGMP biosynthetic process. The record is from RefSeq and is a predicted model, not a curated record. Lineage: Eukaryota; Metazoa; Arthropoda; Insecta; Coleoptera; Chrysomelidae.
CAUAUUAAAAUUCAUCGCCAGUAACGAAUAAGACCAAAAACUACAUUUCCUUUGACCGUAUGUGGCAGACUCUUUCGUAACGAAUUUCGCGGUCCCCGCUUGCGUGAAAUGCAGUAUCGAAACCUGUUGCCGGUCCUUACCAACCCGAACAGUUUCUCCAUAGUCCCAAAAUAACCGCCCUGCCGCACUGAGGGGGAGAAAAACGCCGGGAAAAGCGAUUCGUUCGAUGAUUGUUUCAUUGUGAAAGAAAAUAUUGAAACAAAAGUAUGGUAUUCGGCGGAAUAUUUGAAACGGGCAGAUAUUUUUGAUUGAGUUUUCAGUAUGUACGGGAUGUUAUUGGAAAGUGUGCAGCAUUUUGUUCAGUUGGAGUAUGGCGAAGAUGUAUGGAAGCUGGCUCUUCAAAUGUCGGAAUGCAAACACACCGUAUUCAGCACCCAUCAAGUUUAUCCAGACACCAUUAUGACGUCUUUAGCAUCCUCUCUAGCCAGCAUUACCUCCAAAUCGUACGAGAGCUUUAUGAUGUUCUUCGGAAAAUGCUUCGUCAGGUUUUUCAGUAACUAUGGAUACGACGCCACUAUAAAAGCAACAGGAAGAUAUUUCGCGGACUUUCUAGACAGCGUGGACAACAUCCAUUCCCAAUUCAGGAUGUCGUAUCCCAAAAUGAAAAGCCCGUCGAUGUAUCUUACUGACGUUGAUGAAAAUGGAGGGGUGCUAGUUUAUCGAAGUCACAGACACGGUCUCACCCACUAUGUAAUGGGUAAGUUUGAACAUGGAAUGAAAAAAUUGAAAGCAGUUACAGUGAUGAAAGGCUUCUUUUCUACUGUAUUGAAUAUAUACUUUCAGAUGUGCAGCAAAAAUCGAGAAACCACCUCCUUCAUCGACAGACACCUACCAGCUUUCUCUUGCGAUUUGCUGCUCGAACUGUUUCCCUUUGCGAUAAUUUUCAACCCGACUCUCACCAUCACAGGAUGCGGGGGAAAACUCGUCGAAGUUGCGGGAGGAAAAGAAAAACUCUUAGGUCAACUCUUCACGAAGUAUUUCAAGCUGAGGAGGCCGAAGGGAAUCAGCUUCACUUGGCAAAAUGCGUUCUACCUGAAAUCCGUGAUGUUCGAAAUAGAAGUCCUCAGAGUUGAGUUGAUAAAGACAAGGAUGGAGGAGAAUAAGGCAGAUGAAAACGGUGAUAACUUGGGAGACGAUUUAAGUAACAGAGAUAUCGAAAUCGAUGGCAAAAGCAUUUCUCCCUAUGCUCUACGUAGAGAAAGCCAGCCAGGUCUGAGAAAUAUUUUGUUGAAGGGACAAAUGAUGUUUCUCGGUGAUAUUAACAGUAUUAUCUUCCUGUGUAGCCCUGUCGUGAACGAUAUAAACGAAUUACCAGACCAAGGACUUUACUUGAAUGAUCUGAAUCCUCAUGGGCUGAGUAAAGAAAUGGUGCUGGCUGGUUGGCAACAUAAUUCAAAGCUUCAGCUGGUGUUCGAUAAGGCCGAACAGAGAGCAACGGAACUGGAGAACAAUCACAGUCUCCUGGAUACAUGGAAACGACGUGGAGAUGACCUACUCUACUCGAUGAUUCCCAAACCAGUGGCAGACCGUUUGAGAGCUGGUAGCAAUCCUCUAAGCACAUGCGAAUCUUUUGAAGCUGUAACCGUCAUGUUUUGCGAGUUGGUUGGCUUCAACUCCACAACAGUAGAAGACGCCAUGGAACUUGUGAGCACUAUGAACGCAGUUUUUUCUUGCUUCGACUCUCUGAUGGACAGAUUCAACGUAUACAAGGUCGAAACAGUUGGACAAAUCUACAUGGCAGUUUGUGGAGCGCCAGACAAGAAUGAUGAUCAUGCUCAAAACAUCGCAGACGUUUCUCUUUGCAUGGUAAAACACGUCAGGCAGUUGAAAAUCCCAUCAGGCACGAAAGUGGAUGUUAGAAUUGGUGUCCAUUCUGGUGCAGUGGUUGCCGGUGUGGUAGGCAUCAAAGUACCUAGGUACUGUUUCUUUGGGGACACAGUUAAUACAGCAUCCAGGAUGCAGUCCACAAGUGAACCUGGUAUGGUACACUUAUCCAAUUCUACAAAGGAACUGCUACCCAAACAGAGAUACAUCGUGAUGAAGAGGGGGACCAUUCAAUUGAAAGGCAAAGGAAACGUGAUUACAUUCUGGUUAUUCGAGAAUAUCUACAAUGACGAUGAAUAUGAAGAGUCGUGAAAAGCGAAUAGUCAUCUAUUUAUGCAUUUCUAUAUGUAUAUUGUUUUAUAUAGUUCUAAGUUGAUGUGUAUACAGGAUUGAGUUUUCAAUAAUAAAGUUCGCUCGCUA